Molecule: messenger RNA, 3945 nt
Organism: Temnothorax curvispinosus
Lineage: Eukaryota; Metazoa; Arthropoda; Insecta; Hymenoptera; Formicidae
Product: zinc finger protein 585A-like
Exons: 3
Coding region: 431-3292 (953 amino acids)
Biological process (GO): regulation of transcription by RNA polymerase II
Molecular function (GO): RNA polymerase II cis-regulatory region sequence-specific DNA binding; DNA-binding transcription factor activity
Source: RefSeq, a predicted model, not a curated record
AAAAAAUCUUUUUAAUUAUUAUUAUUAUUUAAUUAUCCGCGUGUCUUUCUGCUAAAUAAUGUAAAAAAAGUCAGACGCAACGAUAUUUCAAUCGACGGAUAGUGGCAUUAUCGUAUUUAUUUAUUUAUAAGUAUCGAGAGCUCCUUUAUCGAAGAGCUGUUCACUGUCGCGCAACUUCAGGCAGUGCCCGAUAUGGGGCACUACUCUGCAAAUAACCUUGCAGUAUCGCUGCUGAUGUAUAGUGUUAAUUGAGAAUCACCUGGAUGAUUUAACUAAUUCUAUCGAGAAUUCCUCCGUGCGUCGACGGUGUCGGGUACCUGUACCCAUACAGGAACGAAAAAGGGCAAUAUAUAUUAUCCAGCGGCUGCAGAUCGUGCACGAUCAUCAUCGCGACGUGUCACGGGCACCUGGUAAAACGGGAAACACGGGUAUGCGACGACCAGCGAACGAGAUGGAGACCCACGAGGGGGAGCAGUACGUGACAUUUCCCCUCGCCGAGGUGCACGAUGUCAUAGAGGAGAACAUGAUAUCUCACGAGGAGGUAUGCGAGCCUGUCAACGAAUGCGUUCUCCAGGAAGGCCUUGCGGAGGUCACGGUCGGUAACACUGCCACUGUUGACAUCGUGGAGUCACAGGGUACCGUCGAGAUCCUUGCGGAACAGUCAGAAGAGGAAGAUGACAAUCAAGUGGUAUAUCCGAUGUAUAUCAAGCAAGAGGAACAGCAGCAGUAUACGUCGGGUGACGACGAGUCCAUGGCUGUGGAAGCUCUGCGUCAGCUGGGCGGUAUGUAUCCAUGCUUCGAGGAUAAGAAGAUCAGUUGUCCGAUCUGUAAGCGUCUCUUCACCCAAGAGGAUAUGGUUGAACAUCAGUCUGUGUGUCAGUCGUCGCCUAAAUUAUCCUGCACCACUUGCGGGGAGAGAUUUGAGAGAAAGAUUGACUUGAAUAACCACAUGGUUUGUCAUCAAGUGGAUCGUCCUCAUGCGUGUAGAACGUGCGGCAACUUGUUCCGUUCCAAGACCAGUUUGCAGGCACACAUGCUACAGGCGCACAUGCAUCACGUCGAACGGCCGCACAAGUGUACCAUCUGUGGCUCCGACUUCCAGAGGCCUUCCAGCUUGUCCAACCACAUGAAGAUACACACGUACGUCGCGGGACGAGCCAUCAUGCAAUCACAGGGUAAUAAUAUGUCUCAAUCGGUGGAGACAUUUAGAAAGUGGCCGGAAAACGCGUCUGAUUCGCAGAACGCUUCUCAGAUACCAUCUUCUUCGUCUGUCCAGUCUAUACAGAACUACGAAGUAUGUCAAGUUCAAUGGCCGGUCUCGUCAUACAAUUUCAGCAGCGAACAAUCGAUAGUUACCACAAUGCCGAAUCACCAGGAUGCCAAGAUGGAUACGCUGCAAGAGUUUACGGUAAUGCCCAAUGGUGAAGUGGCGCAAUUUAGCGAGUACACCGAGCAAAAUAAUAUCAGCGAUUCGGUCAAUAACAGUCAACAGUAUGACAUAACGAUAAAUUCAUUCAACACUCCCGACGGAAUAGUCAAAGUCGAGACGCUUUACAGAUAUAACAGUACGAAUAAAAGAGAUUACGGGGAAGCUGAAGUAAACAACAGUAAGCAGUACACGUGUAAGCAUUGCGGAGUCAAUUUUUCACGCGCGACCGCGUUGGCGUCUCACGAGAAGAUUCAUGCCUCCAAGACCUGGAAUAUGCCGAUCGAGUGCGAGUACUGCGACAAGCAGUUUCAGGACGGCAAUCAUUUGGCGAACCACCAGAUCACGUGCGCCAAGAAAAUAAUGCAGAACAACAUCGAGCAAGGUAUGCCUAACAAUAAAUGGGGCAAGCACGCUUGCUCGGAAUGCGGGAAGAAAUUUACCACGAAGCAGAAGAUGUUUCGCCACCAGUGGAUCCAUCGCAAAAAGACUCACUCGUGCGAGGUUUGCGGCUCGCAGUUUGAGAAGCAGAACGAGCUGGAUGAGCACAGAUUGUCGGCGCACCCCGGAGACUCGCCGUUUACUUGCACCGACUGCGGAAAGAGCUUCGUUUCGCGACAAGGCCUUUGGGAGCACAGCAGAACGCAUGCCGGUAGUCCGGCCCAUUUUCAGUGCGACACCUGCUCGAAAACGUUCUCGUCGCGCCAGGGAUACUUAAUACACAAUCGUACGCAUACCGGUGAACGUCCGUACGGCUGCAAAUUCUGUUGGAAAGCGUUUCGAGACGGCGGAACUUUGAGGAAGCACGAGCGGAUUCACACGGGGGAGAGACCGCACGUGUGCCCGUUGUGCUCGAGGGCUUUUAAUCAGAAGGUGGUCCUGCGCGAGCAUGUUCGAUGGGUCCACGCGGCGGGGAAAAACGAGACGGAAGCGAGCAGUCCUCCGUAUCAGUGUCCGCUUUGCGGUGCUCUCAAUCAGGAUCGCGACGAGCUCUGCGCGCACAUAGUCAAGCAUUCGGAUCAGAUGAUAGCCGAGGCAAAAGCGAAAACUAACAACGACACCUCGCCGAAGUCGAAGCCAACGAAGAAGAAAUCGUCGAAAUCGGGCGGCACGAACGCGCAGACGAAGCAGAACGUUUUGGACUUUAUUCCGAAGACGGAGCAAAACGAAGCCUUAUUGUCCAUCACAGAUCCAUCCGACAAAUCGGACGAGAUGCAUGUUUUAAAUGAGAAGCAAAACAACGCGUUUGUCGUGGUCACUACGGAGAAACGUAGCGACGGUUUCAUAGCGAUAUCUGAGCUCAAGCACAGCAACAUACGGUUUAUCGUGGAUGGUAAGGAAGAUGAGAAUAUUCAGGUGCUUCGAGUGGAACAAGAUCACAGGGAUUCUCUCGAUAUAAUUGCCAUAGACAAACAAAACGACGCGGCGAACAUCGUGUCCACAGAAUCCGUGGACGACGCACUCGAUGAAACAGUCAGGCAGGAUGACAUGUCCACGAUGCACUUGAUUCAGUCUCCUAAGCAGGACAACACUCUAAAUAUCAUCUCGAAACAGAACGAAUCGCUGCCCGUUCUAACGAUACCAAAUCCGCAGGGUCACGAGAAUUACUCCAGUCAGAUCGUACAGAUAAGCGGUGCGGAUAUAUCUAUGAACGUUGUGACUGAACAAGACCUGAAGGAGGGAAAUAAUCAUAUCCAAGACGAGCAGGAUUCUUUAAUGUCGGACGAAACGUCGCAUGUUAUUGUACAGUAUCAGCAGCACGACAGCGACGAUGGAGAUGAUUCAGAUGAUUUUGUCUGCGGUAUCUGCGAGGAGAAAUUUGAUGGCAAAACUACGUUGAAGGAGCACAUCAAGAUACACAUAUAAUUAUCAUUUCCACUUUGUUGUUCGCAUAUUGCUUGUGAUAUUUCACAUGCUAUUAAUAUGACUAGAAAGUAAUGAAUACAUGCAUAAUGAAUGGAGUAAUCCUUUACUAGAUGACUUAAAUUGCACAGGAUUUAUUUGUAAUCCGUAUACACAAGUAACAUUCUAAACAAGUGUCUAAUUUCUAGAAAAAUAUGUAAGUAAAACAAGAUGUUGACUCUAAUAUAAAGUUAAUGUACAUAAACCUAAUUUACAAUACACAUUUUAAUUAGUUACGCAAGUUAAACAUAUAUUUAUUAAAAUGUGUUGUGUUUUCAUAUGUAGUUAAUUUCAGAAUUAACUACAUAUGUUUACUUGUUUUUUUUUUAGAAUAUAUACUAUGAAAUUGUUCAGCAAAUUAUGAAGUAGAAAUUACUUUUUAAAUGUUUUAUUAUGCAAGUAUAUAUUUGUAUAAAGAAAACAAAAUCUGUUUCUGCAAUAUAACGGCUUACUGUAAUUUCAUAGGGAUUAAUUCUAACUUUUCUUCACUACUGAACGAAAAAUCAUGAAUGUUAAGAUAGCUUUAGAUGGUUGUAAGAAAUAUUUGGUUCUUUCCUUUUUGCCAUCCUGCUAAACUAUAUUUAUAUUAAAUUGAUAAUAAAUUCUAAUUAUACUUA